AUGGAAAAACAUCAUAAGAAAUUGUACAGCGACGUCGUUAUCAUUGGAGCAGGCCUGUCGGGAAUCGACAUGGCAUGCCAGCUCCAACGGCAAUUAUGUGUCAGCGACUACGUGGUUUACGACCGCGCUGGAGAAUUGGGUGGCGCGUGGGCCGCCAACAAAUGUGCUUUUUCCGCGUCCCCUUCAAAGUGCCUUUUUCCGUCCCAGAAGGAGAUUCUAUCCUACAUUCAACGCGUCGCUCGCACCAACCAAGUCACUGAACAUGUGAGAUUUCAUACUGAAUGGAAAGGUGCCCAGUGGGUAGAAGCAUCAGGUACAGUAUCCGCUUUGGGAUGGCUUGAGCUUGCUGCUGAUGCCAUCUUAGUAAUUUCUACCGAGCUACCUUCUCGCAACACCGUGGAGGGUUCAUAUUUGAACGGCGGCAAAAGCACAGUUGUAUUUGACGCGCUUGGCGCACCCGUCGCUAAGGCUGGCGUCCAAUUACUUAUGACGCUCUGA
Molecule: messenger RNA, 498 nt
Organism: Penicillium bovifimosum
Lineage: Eukaryota; Fungi; Ascomycota; Eurotiomycetes; Eurotiales; Aspergillaceae
Exons: 3
Coding region: 1-498 (165 amino acids)
Source: RefSeq, a predicted model, not a curated record